Messenger RNA from Vigna angularis (adzuki bean), 646 nucleotides. Its product is annotated as thioredoxin H2. The coding region runs from base 76 to 474 and encodes 132 amino acids. Lineage: Eukaryota; Viridiplantae; Streptophyta; Magnoliopsida; Fabales; Fabaceae. The record is from RefSeq and is a predicted model, not a curated record. The transcript has 3 exons.
UGUUUAUACAUAAGAAGGCGUAGGAAGAAAGCGCGAUAGUAAGAAACGAAUAUCAACAACCACCAAAACAAAGCAAUGGGCGGUAUCCUUUCUUCGUUCUUUGGUGGUGGCGGCGGCGAUGAGACGUCGUACUCGGAGGGGCCUUCUCGCGUGCUGUCGUUCCACUCGUCGGCGCGAUGGCAGCUCCACUUCAACGAGGUCAAAGAAUCCAGCCAGCUCCUCGUGGUAGAUUUCUCGGCGUCGUGGUGCGGACCUUGCAAAUUCAUAGAGCCAGCGAUUCACGCCAUGGCCGAAAAGUUCACUGACGUUAACUUCGUCAAGAUUGACGUCGACGAAUUAUCGGAUGUGGCGGGGGAGUUUCAGGUGCAGGCGAUGCCGACGUUCGUGUUGUUCAAGGGAGGGAAGAUAAUUGACAGGGUUGUUGGCGCAAAGAAGGACGAGCUCGAGAAGAAGGUUGAGAAGCAUCGAGCUUAGUUAUCCAGCUAUGUACUUUUCCUUUUCGAGGGAGGACAAAUAUUUGAAAGUGUUUUUUAUGAUGAUCAUGAUGGAUUUGUAAAAUUUAAACUUGUUUGUUGUUUCUUCAUUAAGAUGAUGUCUAUUUCAUAAUUUAGCCAAUUAUAAUUAUAUAACGAAAUUCAAAAUACUA